AUGGCCCCGCCUCCGCCCCCACAAUGGGUCGUCGACCUCAACUCGGCGCCCGCGUCCAAGCCCAAGAACGCGUCGCUGCCAGACCCGCCGGGCUACACAGCAUCCAUGACCCGCAAGGAGCGUGCGUUGUCCUCCAAAAAGUCACGUGUGCCGCCUACGCCCGAGGAGAUGGACACACUGAAGAUGAAAAAGGCCUGGGAGGUCGCCAUAGCCCCCGCCAAGCAGCUGCCCAUGAACGCAUUUGGCAUGUACAUGACCGGCAACUCGCUGCAAAUCUUCUCUAUCUUCAUGGUCUUCACCCUGUUCAAGACACCCGUCAUGGCCGCACUCGGCAUCCAGCGCACAUUCGCCCCCUUCGAGACACCCGGCACAGCUGGCCGCCUUCUCGGCGUCAAGGUCGUCUACAUUCUCACGAACCUGCUCAUGCUCGCCCUCGGCAUCUGGAAGGUCAACGCCAUGGGGCUGCUGCCGACGACACGGUCAGACUGGCUGGCAUGGGAGGGCGAGAGGACGUGGUCGGAAAGAGCCGUGCCCAAGGAGUGGAUGUGA
Didymella exigua CBS 183.55 is the source of this 549-nucleotide messenger RNA. Its product is annotated as transmembrane protein 85. The record is from RefSeq and is a predicted model, not a curated record. Bases 1 to 549 code for a protein of 182 amino acids. The transcript is spliced from 2 exons. Gene Ontology annotation, cellular component: EMC complex. Gene Ontology annotation, biological process: protein folding in endoplasmic reticulum. NCBI's taxonomy places the organism in Eukaryota, Fungi, Ascomycota, Dothideomycetes, Pleosporales, Didymellaceae.